AUUAGCAGCCAACUUCACACUACUAAAAAGGUGAACCUAACCUUACCAAUAACUCAUGAUUCUGAUUUGUUAGUUUUAGGCAAUUGUGAGGUAGUUGUAGAUGUAUAAUAUAUAUGAAAGAAAAUGAAAUCAGAAAAAAAAAUUGUGGAACUAAGAAAUUACAUAAAAAAUGCAAUUAUAAAUAAUAGGAAUUUUAAUGGCCACAAAGAAGAAAGAUGUCAAGUUUUUGAAUUGUUACUGAGGGUUGUUCAGAAUGGAGAAUCAAAUUCUGCCUUAUUAAUAGGCCCAAGAGGUUCAGGAAAAACAACUUUACUAAAAGAUGUACUAUCUGAACUGCAAAAUGAUGAUGAAUUUUCAAGGAAUUCUAUCACAGUCAAACUGCAUGGUUUAGUACAUACUGAUGACCGCCUAGCUUUGAGAAGUAUCACCUCUCAGAUGAAUUUGGAAAAUGUGGUAGAUGGAAAAGUAUUUGGUAGCUUUGCUGAGAACAUGGCUUUUUUAUUGGCUUGCCUUCGAACUGGUCAAAAACACACAUCAAAAAGUGUCAUUUUUAUUCUAGAAGAAUUUGACUUGUUUUGUUCCCACCACAAUCAAACUCUCCUUUAUAACUUAUUUGAUGUUUCACAGUCUGCACAAGCUCCUAUAUGUGUAUUAGGUAUUACUUGCCGUUUGGAUGUUAUAGAGUUGUUAGAGAAACGUGUUAAAUCUAGAUUUUCUCAUAGACAAAUAUUUCUUUUUCCUGGAAUUGAGAAUGAAGAACAAUCUGAUUUAGAACACAUGCUCAGUAAAUUAGAACAAUAUUUGCUUAUACCCGAGAAAUCAGAUGUAAAAAUAAGUAUGGCUGUAAAAAAGCAGUGGAAUGCUGACAUUAAAUCUCUCCUGAACGAUAAGAAGUUCAAAAGUUUGAUGCAGAGGCUAUCAGAAAUAGAUAUAAGUGAAAGAACCCUAAGACACAUUCUGAUCAACAUCAUCUUUCGUCUGGAUGAGGAUAAGUUAUCUUUGAAGGUGUUCCAAGAUCAAAUGGAUAUGUUGGAAAAAGAUGAUAUGAUUCAAAUACUACAAGAUUUGAAUGUUGUGGAGUUAUGCCUUGUAAUUGCUAUGAAACACCAUGAUGAGAUAUAUGAAAAUCAACCUAUGAAUUUUGAAAUGAUUUUAACACGAUACAUCAAGUUUGCAAACGCUAAUUCAAGUAUCCAAUCUAUGCCCAGACCAGUGAUAAUGAAAGCUUUUGAACAUAUUCAAAAUCUUGAGUUAAUUUCCAUGAUGAGUGGUAGUGGGACUAAAAUGCAGAAAGAAUAUCAGUUUUUUAAAUUACUAGUAACCCCGCACCAGAUCUCUGAGGCUGUGAAAAAAUCUUCUGGAUUGCCAACAGAAGUUAUUCAAUGGGCAAACAGUUCUCUAGCUUGAAUGGACACUUCAGCUGCUUUUAAGAACAUAUCUGAAAAUAUUUCUAGUGAUUUUUUUGUUUAAACUUUCUUUAAACCAGAUGAUAAGCUGGAGAAAAAGUCAUCAUCCGAGUCAGUGAAAGACAUUACCCUACCUCACCCAUGAUUCCGCAGCUGAUAUCCCCAACACAAUUAUAUGAAACAUUCCUGAAAUAUUUGCUGGGAAUACAUUGGUUGCAAAAAUGUGUCACCAAUGAGUAUUUGAAUUAUGUAAUUAUAAACCACAUUCAGCCAGAAAUUAAAUAUUCUUAAAAUUAUACUUUUUGAUAUUUUA
This is a messenger RNA of Leptinotarsa decemlineata (Colorado potato beetle), 1719 nucleotides long. It is a transcript of the gene Orc4, whose product is annotated as Origin recognition complex subunit 4. Gene Ontology annotation, biological process: DNA replication; DNA replication initiation. Lineage: Eukaryota; Metazoa; Arthropoda; Insecta; Coleoptera; Chrysomelidae. The record is from RefSeq and is a predicted model, not a curated record. Gene Ontology annotation, cellular component: nucleus; nuclear origin of replication recognition complex. Gene Ontology annotation, molecular function: ATP hydrolysis activity; ATP binding; DNA replication origin binding.